Orcinus orca (killer whale) is the source of this 9331-nucleotide messenger RNA. It is a transcript of the gene SHISA6, whose product is annotated as shisa family member 6. NCBI's taxonomy places the organism in Eukaryota, Metazoa, Chordata, Mammalia, Artiodactyla, Delphinidae. The transcript is spliced from 6 exons. Gene Ontology annotation, biological process: regulation of AMPA receptor activity; regulation of short-term neuronal synaptic plasticity. Bases 1 to 1662 code for a protein of 553 amino acids. The record is from RefSeq and is a predicted model, not a curated record. Gene Ontology annotation, cellular component: dendritic spine membrane; postsynaptic density; AMPA glutamate receptor complex.
AUGGCGCUGCGGCGCCUCCUGCUGCUGCUGCUGUCGCUGCUCUCGCUGCAGCCCCUGGACCUGCUGCCCGGCGCCUCGGGCGCCCGCGGCCGCGCCGCCAACCGGACCCUGAGCGCCGGCGCCGCGGCCGUCGGGGGCCGGCGGCCCGGGGGCGCCCUGGCCCGGGGCGGCCGCGAGCUGAACGGCACCGUCCGGGCGCCCGGUGGCCCGGAGGCGGGGAGCCGGCGGGGGCAGCCCGCGGCGGCGGUGGCGGCGGCGGCCAGCGCGCCCGUCACCUACGAGACGUGCUGGGGCUACUACGACGUGAGCGGCCAGUACGAUAAGGAGUUCGAGUGCAACAACAGCGAGAGCGGCUACCUGUACUGCUGCGGCACCUGCUACUACCGCUUCUGCUGCAAGAAGCGCCACGAGAAGCUGGACCAGCGCCAGUGCACCAACUACCAGAGUCCGGUGUGGGUGCAGACGCCCAGCACCAAGGUGGUGUCGCCGGGGCCCGAGAACAAGUACGACCCGGAGAAGGACAAGACCAACUUCACCGUCUACAUCACCUGCGGGGUGAUUGCCUUCGUCAUCGUGGCCGGCGUCUUCGCCAAGGUCUCGUACGACAAGGCCCACCGCCCUCCUCGGGAGAUGAACAUCCACAGGGCUCUGGCCGACAUCUUAAGACAACAGGGACCAAUCCCCAUAGCACACUGUGAAAGAGAAACUAUCUCGGCUAUCGAUAGCUCUCCCAAAGAGAACACGCCGGUCAGAUCAUCCUCGAAAAACCACUACACUCCCGUGCGCACGGCCAAGCAGACUCCAGGACAUUAUGGGAAGGAUGCUUACCGAAGUGGAGGACCUGAUCUCCAUAACUUCAUCUCAUCUGGAUUUGUCACGUUAGGAAGAGGACACACGAAGGGUGAUCAUCAGUAUAACCAUCCGAUUUUAAGCAGCGCUACCCAGACCCCUACACAUGAGAAGCCUCGGAUGAACAACAUCCUGACAUCGGCCACCGAGCCCUAUGACCUCUCCUUCUCCCGCUCCUUCCAGAACUUGGCCCACCUGCCCCCAUCCUACGAGUCUGCAGUGAAGACCCAUCCCAGCAAGUACUCAUCCCUGAAGAGGCUAACUGACAAGGAGGCAGACGAGUAUUACAUGAGAAGGCGGCACCUGCCCGACCUGGCCGCCCGUGGCACCCUCCCCCUCAACGUCAUCCAGAUGUCCCAACAGAAGCCGCUGCCGCGAGAGCGGCCCCGCCGGCCCCUCCGGGCCAUGUCUCAGGACAGGGUCCUGUCCCUGGAGCGGGGCCUGCCGGAUGAGUUUGGCAUGCCCUACGACCGCAUCCUGUCGGAAGAGCAGCUGCUCUCCACGGAGCGCCUGCACUCCCAGGACCCGCUGCUGUCCCCCGAGCGGACGGCCUUCCCCGAGCAGUCCCUGUCACGGGCCAUCUCGCACACGGAUGUCUUUGUGUCCACGCCCGUACUGAACCGCUACCGCAUGACCAAGAUGCACUCCCAUCCCAGUGCGUCCAGUAACUCCUGCGCCACCCUGGGCCACAGCCAGACGGCAGCCAAGCGCCAGGCCUUUGCCUCACGCAGACACAACACCGUGGAACAGCUGCACUACAUCCCAGGCCACCACACCUGCUACACAGCCAGCAAGACAGAAGUGACCGUGUGACCGGCAGGGCAGGCAGGGAGGGGUCGAGAGGGGCCUGGAGCAGAGCUUCCAGCUCUGGAUGGCUCCCUUCCCUCGACCCCUCUGUAGGAGCUGGGGGUGCACCGCCUUUGCCCGGGAAGCCAUACUCCUGGGACACGGCCGGUGGUCUGGCACAGCGCUCGGACCUGGGAUCUAGAGCGAUCAUCCUCACUCUUCCAGAAGAAUCGAAGGGGAGGGAGGAGCGGGGCUAGGCCCCAGUCUCGCCCCCCCCCCCGCCCCCCCCGCCGACUGUCACCAACUCCCUUUCAGUCCCACAUCCCCUCUCCCCAUCCUGGGGGCUCAGAGACCCUGGCCUGACCCUGGCCCGAAGCUGCCUGGGUUUGAAUUGGCCAGUGGGUGCAGUCAAGGGGCUCACCCUGACCGAACAGGCUACUCGGUCUCAUUCAUUUACUUAAAACCGCAUCACAGAAAUCUAGUGCCUAAAAACUGCCCGCUCGCUCUCUCAGAGCCAGGGAGCUGCUGUGUCCAUAAGCACAAUAAUGAUUCUCUUCUGCCUGCUGGAACUCUCUGGUGCCCACUGGGUGGCCCUUCCUCCGCCGACCCCCUGGGGCCCUGUGCCCCCUCCCCUAAGCCCCGGGACAGGGAGGGGUUCCCUUCCUUCAGCUGCCUCUUCAUGGGUGGGAACCCCACCCCAUUCCAGCUGGCUACCCCGCCCACAAGUCUCUGCCCCUCCCCCAGCCUUAGAUUCCACCCCUGGGUUCGCUGGAGCUUUGCUCUAGUCCUUCCAGAAGAGAGCAGGGACGGGGUGCAGGGACUUUUGCGGUGCCCCCCCCCAGCAACCUGGUGAUCUCCACACUUCCUCCAGGCCUCUAGGUCUGAACUGUGACCUGCUACUCUGGCCUGCCUUCCCCUCCCCUGCUUUUCUCCCAAGAGGCGUCUGCCCCUGGCCAGAGAGUGGAGGUGGAGAGGCGACUGUGACGCCCUGGGCCUCAGGGGCUCGCCAUUCCCAUCGCCCAGGGCUCCCACCACGCACGUCUGGCUUCUAUAGAGGGGCAGCUCAGCCCCAGCCAAGGAGGACCCCAGGUGGCUGUCCUGCACCUUGCCUGCUCCUCUCUCCCCAUCACUGCCCCCCUGCUUGGCCCCUUCUCUGUUUAGAACUUGCUCUCUCUGCCUGUUUCCCCACCCCUCCCACCCCUCCCAUUCUCCUGCAGCUCCAUGACUCUCUCCUGGCUGCUGCUUCCACAAACCAGUGCCUCCUUUGGAUCUAAGGGACAGAGACCCAUUAGCAGACGCAAAUAGUGGUACUCCAGGCUAUUGGUCUGGGAGUUAACUGAGUAGCUCCCCAGUCGCUCCCCCAAAGGGAGCAUUGGGCGCCAGGCAGAUCCAUGACCUCAGCUCUGUUGGGGGGCUGCCCCCGCCAGCCCAUCUCUUCUCUGCCUCCAGCCUGGGAGGUGGGCAGGAUGUGACAGCCACCUGGAGAGCAGACAGUGAACGACGCAGCAUCCACUCCCUGGAGACUAGAGCCUGGGGUGGGAGAGAGAAGGGGCUCCCCCAUUCUCAGGGCCAGGGUACCUCCCUGGGCUGGAGCUGGGGGAAUCGGCUUCAGACUAUUGGGUGAAGGUAUGAUACUAAAAAUGUGACUGCCGCCACGGUCAGACUCCAAAAGCAAAAACCUUAAACUGGGCUUUUAGAUUCCCCAGUUCCGCAUACAAUAUGUAUGGCCCUUUAAAUAGGGGGGCAGGGCAGGGAGAACUCCCCAGUGUUGGCCCUGGGAAUUUUUAAUCUAAUCCACAGAGAAAUCAAUUGACUGAUUCCUCUUACUUAUUCAAGAAUUCCAAAGCUCUUGUUCUCCCCCCUCCCCUCAAGGCUCACCAUCACAUGAAUCUGGAGGGGAUUGAGCUGGGGGUGAGGGACACAGCCCUGAAGUCCCCAAUGGGGUGGUACCACUGGGUCUGUGAGGCUGUGAGGCCAGAGGUAACUCUGCUUUCCUUCCUUACAAACACAUAAACCUUCUCAAGGGCUGGUCCCUAAGGGUUUAUGAGAUUUUGGUCCAGAAGGUGAGGCUAAGAGGGUUGGGCCGGAGGCAAUCAACGAUUCCUGGAAACGAAUGUGUGUCUGUCACAGCUGGUCCUCUCUGCCCACUGCUCUCUAAUCCAGCCCUCGGCCAGUCCCCUUGAAGGCUGCCUGCUGGUGCAGAGGGGAAAGGACGUGAGUGGGUGAGAAUCCCCUCCCCAGGUGUCUGCACACACAUGUAUCUGAACCAGAAACCAGAUCUCAUUCUGUGUCUGAAGCAUCAUCUCAGCACCAAGUCCUCCAGCCCUCAGAACGAUGCUCCUCCCAGCCCUGUGUGUCUGUCUCAGGGGUUGUUUGAUAGAUUGAUUCCGAAACAUUUCUCAUCCCAGCAUUCCUGCUGCCCAGUUUAAAACCUCUGGUAUCACUCGGAUCAAAAACUUCUACCUGAACCAUUACUUCUUUUAAAUGAUUCUUCUGUUUCACCCUUGGGUUUGGAAGGAGUGAGGGAGGGAAGGAAGGAAGGAAAUAAGAGAAAGAAGUCUACAGACUUGCUCCAGUUCAGUCCCUCAUUUCAAAAUCCACACAGUGAUGUCUGAACUGGGACACAGCAGUAUCUCAUUUAUCGGUCAUGCCAUCCAUGUCUGCAGAAUAAGCAAAGCUGAGUUACCGGACAAGUUCUUGUAGCAGAUAAGAGAGGGUUCUGGGGCUGCAACCCAGAUGUCCUGACUUCCAGCCUCACCAGGCUGGUGGCCACUACUACACUUGGAAGGGCUGGCCCUUCCCCGACAAUGGAAGCCCGCCUCCCCCAGCAAGGGAAGCCCAAAGCCCAAAGUUUCCCUCUGCUUGUCCGGCUCUCUGUGUGAGUUUCCAUUGCUCUGCUGGUAAUGCACUGCGGUCUGCAUGGGUUCUCUCCUGCCCUGAAGGUUCUUGCUCAUCUGCUUGGCCUUUGAUGACAGCGAAGCUCUCACAAUCUAUCAUGUCCUUCCACCUUUCCUGCCUCACUUCCUCCAGUGAAAUUCUGGCUCCGUGAGCUCAUAAGUCACAAAGGCUUUCCCAUAAAUUCCUUGAACCCCCUAAAUGGGCUUCUGCACUCACGGCUCCCCAGUGUCUUGGGUGAUGGGUCUGCCUUCUAGAAAGUUCCAACCCUUCUCUUCAUUCAAACGUCUUCUGUCCUCUUUCCACUCUCCUACCUGGAAACUGACCUCAGUCUUCUAUGCCCAUUCAGUCCUUCCUCCCUCUCAUCUCCCCCGCCUUGCCCUUUUCUUCCAUUUACCUCUCUCCAUCCAUACUUUCUUUUCCCUGGUCCUGCUGUACUUUCUGGCUCUGAAAUGUAGAGCUCUCAAUGAAAACAGUCCCAGAAUGAGACACUCUUCAGGUCUCUGUUGGCCUCAUUGGUUUAUUCUUCACCUCCUGCCCCUACGAGAUAAAGGAUGGGAGCUGCUCUGUCAGAGGCCUCAUGGGUCAGAGAUCAGCUUUGGUUCCUACAGCUGACAUGUCCCUGAAGCCUCUGCCCCAGCCUGUUGCUAGCCCAGAGGCUCCUGCUCUGGCCAAAGAUUCAUAUCCUUUUUGAGGGCUCUCGGUCACUGUUCCAUCUCACUUGUGCCUGUCCUGCUUGUGUGCGUCACAGAUCCCUCUUUGCCCCUAAAGACUGGAGAGCCUCAUGACUCUCCAAGCAUGGGGAAAUAUCCGUUCCAAUAACCCUGCCACAAAACAAUCCAUUUUCUUCAGAGAUAUCUUGUCUGCCACCAGCCUUCUGGCCUCAAGUUUCCAUUCACAGGCAACUGUGGACCUGACCCAAGGUAAUCUGCAAGGGUUGCCCAUGAUCUGGGUCCUAGGAAGCACCUGCUCUGUUCCCCCCACGUGACUUCCUCCACCAUCCUCCCCAAACCUGGGAAACUUGCCUCUGCAGUAUUUUCAAGGAAGCUCGUUGUGUUUCAAUGAAGUGUUUUUCAGGGUUCCUAUUUUUUAUACAUAUACAUAUAUAUAUAUACAUAUAUAUAUACAUAUAUAUAUAUGUAUAUAUAUAAGUUCAGCAUCUUAGUGACAGGUUCUAUAUGAAAGCUAUGUCUUCCUAGGCUCUAUAUUUGAUUUCAGAAGGCAGCGUACUACAGCAGGAAAAAAGCACAGGGCUGAGGCUCUUGGAGACGUGGCUCCGGCCCCGGCUUUGUCUCCGUCUUGCCAUGCGACCAAGGACAAGCCACGUUCUCACUCAGCACCUCCGUUUCCCAUCUGUAAAGUGAGGGGCUUUGACCAAAGGAGUUCUGAAGUUUCAUCCCGCUCUUACAUGUAGGGCUCCCAUUCCCCACUGGCACCCGCUCCUCUCCUCAACUGGGCUGCACACAUCCCAUUCCACCCACCCCACGGCGGCAUCCUCACAUGCCCUAGGCAGCCACCAGACUCCUCUCCAGAACCUGGGGAGGGCCCUGUGGUCGCAACCACCCGGGAUGCUCUCCUGUCUGACGGUGUAACAGCCUACCCAUUCAGUGGUUUACCAACCAUGUGUCAUGGAAUCCCCCCCACCAUCUAGACACACCUAAAUCAUCUUAGGUGUCUGUGUCGUUGGGGAAUUCUGAAGUUUUCAUUUUGAUGCAGUCCUUAAAGCUGGAGGGAGCUGGUUCUGAUUUCAGAGAGGGGACAGGCUAGAGGAGAAAGGUCCAGAGGUUGGCCCACAAUGGCAUGAAGUUUGUAUUUGAGGGCAGCUUGGAAACGCAUUCCAAGCCACAGAGGGGAAUGCACAGCAGAGCCCCUGUGGGGCAGUGGAUGUUAUAUCCCCCUCCAGAACCUGUGUCCUGAAGACCGAGUCCAGACACUGGGCUCCGUUCACCUGGAGGAGGAGGAGACAUCCCCCCUGGGCAGCUAAGAGGUGGGCACCCACCCCAUCCCAGUACCUUUCUAGCCCCUCCUUGUGACACUGUCAUCCUCCCGGUGAAAGCUUGUGAAGAAGCAAGAAUUGAGAGUCCAAUUCAGUAUCAUUGAACCCAUCUUGUAAAUCGACAAACACAUCAACCAUCCAUCAGUCAGAGAAAUGACGUCAUAUGUUUUCUUAGUACCGUCCCUCCUGAGGGAGAGGAAGACCCCUGCUCAACUCUGCUGUCCACUCCUGCUGUGACCCUUGAAUGCCACUGCCUGGGAGGACUCAUUCAUUUGCUUCGUAGUGGCAAUAUUCCUCUAGUUCUAUAACUCAACUAGACAUUUUGUAGUAAAGAAUUAUUGAAAUUCUCUAAUAAAAAAAAAAGCAAUUCUUACUGUAAUGUUUUUAGUUUGGGGACACAAUUUCCUAAGGGGAGAUUAAUGAACAUUUUUACGCAUUAGCCCAAUUUAUGGAUUCCAUGUUUAUUACAUAUGAUAGUACUGAUGAAAAGUACCUUUCUAUCUGUACCUUUGCACAGUUUCUUCAUUCCUCGUAAGUAAGCUUCACGAUGAGCAGUGCUCCUGUAACUGCUGCUUCUGUACAAAUCUCAUCGUUCUACUUACCUGUCAAAGCACAUUCUGUAUGUACUGUAAACAGAUAUGACUUUAGUAAGAUUUAGUCUUAAGGAUUUUUCCACUUUUGUCAGUAACAGAUAUUUAUGGAUUAAAAAAAUAAUAAAGCCGUUUCAACAUAACCUAUGUCUCUUAAAAUAGCCACAUGCUUGCUUCUACAAACACAGAGCCAAAACUAAAGGUAACUAAAAAUCACAAAAUGAUGUAGCAGAUCACUGGAGGUGGGAGCAGAAACAGAGAUUGACCGCAAAUGGGAAUGAGGAAGAUUUUAGGGUGAUGGAAGCAUUGUAAAACUGGAUUAUGGUGAUGCCCACAAUGGCAUAAAUUUACCAAAAAUCAUCAAAUUGUAUAUUACAAUGGGUGAAUUGUAUGAUAUGCAAGUUAGAUUUUUUAAAUGGUGAACAAAAGGAAUGUAGGAAGGUAGGCUUAGAACAAGUGCCAAUGGAUAAGGUGUACCAACUCAAAGCAGAAUCAGAAGUUACAACCUUGUAUCCAUAUUCAUCGACUCCAGUAUUAUUAUUCUGGGACAUGAGGCCUCAGUUUGGUUUUAGAGUUAGUGCUUGCAGUUGCCAUGGGUGACCAGAGUACAGGUGGUUAAAUAGCCAUGACAUUUUAACCAGAGAAUGAGGUUGUGCCAUGAAAACUGAUUUAGAUUCGGAGUCUUGCUCAAGACCUCCUUCUCUGGACUUGUUUUUUUAUAUUAUUUCCUUUGGCCCAUAUUUACUUUUGCUGCUAAGGUCAUCUGUUGUUCUGUGUUUCUGAAUUUUCCCCAUAACCUAGAUACUGGUGGGCUCUGCUUCAGCAAACAAAGUAUUGCCAAACAGGACAUGGCCUUCUGCCAGCUUCAGCACCUCCGUAGUUCCUAGAAUCCACACUCAGUUAUACUCUCUUACCAACUGCCCAGCUCCUUUGUAAUUAAAACCCUUCUCCUUGGCUGAGUCGAGCUAAUAGUCAAAAAUCCUUUUAUUAUCUCUUACCAAUGGCAUUCUUUACCUAGGACAAAGUUAUAAACCUGUUUACUCUUCGAAUACAUAAUAACACAUAACCACACAUAUCCUGAAACCUGUUUUGCUCACUACAACAAUCAUUAUUACAGUGGAUUACCUCUAGGUCGUGGUGUCGUUAAUCCAUGAUGACACACAGCAAACACACACACAUUACAAGUAGAGCAAAGCUUCAUUAAUCUAUAUUCAUUACUGGAAGGAAACCCAAAGGAAGACAAAAUUCUGAGUUGGCAAAAAAAAUUAUUUUUAGAGAAGUGCAAUUUAAUUACAAUGCUUACACAUACACAGAAUGGCUAGAUUAGACUAGCAAUAUGUUUCCUCAUAGAAAAUCACAGGAGACCUUCCUUACCGAACAGGUAAGACUAAUGUGUAAUUGAUAUAAAAACGGUCAAGAGGUUUGAGUCAAGGAAUUCUGAACAUGCUUAACAUGGUUCUUAAAUCGGCUAAACGUCCACUUUUUAAAAAAAUUUAUUGAAGUACAGCUGAUUUACAAUUGUUAAUUUCUGCUGUACAGCAAAGUAAUUCAGUUAUACAUAUAUAUACAUUAUUUUUCAUAUUCUUUUCUAUUAUGGUUUAUCACAGGAUAUCGAAUAUAGUUCCCUGUGCUCUACAGUAGGACCUUGUUGUUUAUCCAUCCUAUAUAUGAUAGUUUGCAUCUGCUAAUCCCAACCUCCCAGUUCUUCCCUCCCCCACCCCUCCUCUCCCUUGGCAACCAUACAUCUGUUCUCUAUAAACAUCCACUUUUAAAUAUCAUUAACUCAAAAUUUGUUCAAAUUUUCCUCUUUGAUUCUCAAAGUUAAACCUCAAUGUGGCCCCUGUCGCAGUUGUCACUAAUUCUAAAUUGGUGAGAUCUAUACAAAUGAGGUCUUACUAUACCAUCAUUAAUAAGUCAAGGCCAGAGAAAACUCAAUGUUGGAAGCAUUGAGAUGCCAGGGGUCUUGGACAGCCUUUCACCUUCCAUGUCGCUUUGGACACUGAACUUUCUCCUCUCUGGCUGAGCAUGAAGGAAGUACAAAACCUCUAGGGAGGAGUAAGAAAGAUUUCCCUUCAAGAUUCUAAGAAGAAAACCAAGGACACUCACUCUUUGUGCUGCAAAUGUGUCAGGAGUGGGAAAAUCAGAAAGAGCAGACGUUCAAAGGAAUGCUUGGCAAGUUCCAGAAUAAGUGAAUCAGUAACUUUUAUACCAGGGA